Messenger RNA from Closterium sp. NIES-67, 2267 nucleotides. The record is from the annotation of a GenBank genome assembly. NCBI's taxonomy places the organism in Eukaryota, Viridiplantae, Streptophyta, Zygnematophyceae, Desmidiales, Closteriaceae.
GCGAGGGAGAGCGAGAGAAAAGAGAGAAAGAGAGAGAGGCGAUAAGUAUCCUGCUUAGGUGAGCAACACCAUUACUGUGUUGCUUGCCAUGCCAAUGGCAUGAAAUGCCAUGGAGGAAUUGGUGAAUCCUGUUACUGUAGGUGCUAAGCUAGCCGCCCAGGAACCAUGGCCAGUCCACUGCAGGUGCAGCGAUUUGCAAGCGAGAAUCGCUAGGAGGAUGUAUCAGAUGAAACCGUACCGUUCAGUAAUGUCGAUCGCGUAAAUACAUGCCAUAAUCACUUUAAGGACGGUACUUUGCCUGAUCAGCGAGCAGUGUCCGCUGCUCUAUUAGUCUAGCGUGUGCUAAUUCAGCUUCAGCAUUUGGAAGUUUUCUUCUAUCAUCCACAAAACAACAGCUUAUUUCUGGCAACGCCACAUCAAUUCGUCGAUAACUCUCCUGCUGUUCUCAAGCGGCAAGCUGGUGCUCGCUCCGUGUUCGUUCGCUGCAUCCAACACGGUCGCUUUAUCAGUACCGACUCGGACUCGCUUCCCUUUCCACGCGUCACUCUGUGCGGUCUGUGCAGUAGAAACUCACUGAUAGGAAUGCCAUAGUCGCCGAAUCGUCAUAGGAGUGCCAUAGUUGCCGAAUCGUCGCUCCCGUGUUCCCAGCGCAAGCCGGAUCUGUGAACUGCUGGUAGAAGGUCGAACCGUGCCGCUAAAACAGCUGUGGGGGAGACGAGAAAACUUAAGGUGGAACUCUCGAGGGCCUCGCGAGUGAGACACACUGGGCGAGUGCCACUGGAACGAAGAAUAGAGAGGCACAACGGACGCAUAAGCAGGAAGGAGCGCAGAAAGCUGGCUGGUGCAUAGCCAACCCCAUCAGCCGGAAUACCCACACCCAACGGCUCGCUCGGUCAUUCCUACCCGUCCGCCCCGCAAUUUCCAUCGUCUAGCGCCGCCCACCCUCUCUCUCUCUCUCUCAACCUUGCGGCGGUCACGGAGCACAUGGCUCAGCCGAUGCCUCAGCCCAUGAGCCAAGGCAUGAACCAGGGAAUGGGCCAAGCAGGCAUGAGCCAAGGGAUGAGUCAAGGCGGGAUGAGUCAAGGCAGCAUGAACCAGGCAUCGGGGCAAGGCAUGGGGUCUGGCCCUGGGGGUAUGCUCCAACCCGCGCCGGUGAUGCAGCAGUACGUGCAGCAGCCCAGCAGCGGGCCCGUGCCCGUACAGGCUCCCUCGCAGCCAGCGGCUCAGUCGCAGAUCGUGUGCACGGGGUGCCGCACGCUGCUCGUGUACCCCAACAACGCGUCCAAUGUGCGCUGUGCUCUCUGCAGCACCAUCACGCCCGUGCCACAAGCAGGCACGGAGAUGGCGCAGCUGGUGUGCGGGGGCUGCCGCACGCUGCUCAUGUACGUGCGCGGCGCCACCAGCGUGCAGUGCUCCUGCUGCCACACCGUCAACCUCUCCUCCGACCCGACCCACGUGGCGCACAUCAACUGUGGGGGCUGUGGCAUGACGCUGGUGUAUGCGUUGGGUGCGCGCAGUGUCAAGUGUGCCGUCUGCCAGUUCGUCACACAAGUCAUGGUGCCGCCAGGGAGUAUGCAACCACUGCAGCAGCAGCAGCAGCAGACGCAGCAACACCCGCAGCAGCAGAUGCAAGCACAGCAACAGCAGCAGCAGCAGCAGCAGCAAAUGCAGGGCAUGGCCAACAGGACCUGAUGCGCCCUGGCAGAGUGCUGAGAGCAGCGGUAACGCCGUUACAGUGCUACGGCAUGUGGCAGAAGAGUGCAAGGACAAGCAGCGCAGUGGAGCAGCGAGCAGUGAUGAAGUGCCGCUGUUGGCGCUGUGCUUCGUGUUAAGAGAAUGGCGUUGCUGUCACCACGGUCCAUGACUCAAAACGACUCGCCACAACCCACUGGGCUCACCACCAUGGCCCACCACCACUACAGCAGGUGCAGUGCAGGAGUGGGUGCAGUGCGGUGCAGGAGGGGGUGCGUGCAGCACAGGAGGGGGUGCAACAGAGCACGGGCCAGCAAGCAGCCAGAUCCGAAGGGGAGAAGUGCCAUACGACGCUCUCUCGCUCAUCUUCAACAUUCAAUUUUGUAGGGGCUUGUAGAAAAUUUUAGGCACAGGGGGGUUUCAAGUGAGUUGGCAUUGAGUAGGCACAGCAACAAAAUGCGUGGUGGGCUAUCGUCUCGUCUGUUACAUUACCAGCUGUGUAUACACAGAACCAAGUAGCAGUACCGCCCCUCCAGUAGUUGCUGUAACAUUCCCAGUUGUGCCUCCCAACGAAC